Sinocyclocheilus anshuiensis is the source of this 2458-nucleotide messenger RNA. RefSeq names its product GA-binding protein subunit beta-1-like. The coding region runs from base 72 to 1175 and encodes 367 amino acids. Gene Ontology annotation, cellular component: nucleus. The transcript has 9 exons. Gene Ontology annotation, molecular function: transcription cis-regulatory region binding; protein binding. Lineage: Eukaryota; Metazoa; Chordata; Actinopteri; Cypriniformes; Cyprinidae. The record is from RefSeq and is a predicted model, not a curated record. Gene Ontology annotation, biological process: positive regulation of transcription by RNA polymerase II.
GUGUGUGUGUGUGUGUGUGUGUGUUCUGAUGUUACACCAUGGCUGUAAUGCAUGUCUGUGUCUGAUUUCAGAUGUCUCUGGUGGAUUUGGGGAAGAAGCUCCUGGAAGCCGCUCGGGCCGGUCAGGACGACAAGGUCCGGAUUCUGAUGGCGAAUGGAGCUCCGUUCACCACUGUGAGACUGGGCACGUCUCCGCUGCACCUGUCAGCUCAGUUCGGUCAUUACUCCACCACAGAGGUGCUUCUGCGCGCCGGCGUGAGUCGAGACGCUCGCACUAAAGUGGACCGGACGCCGCUGCACAUGGCCGCGUCUCAGGGUCACACACGCAUCGUGGAGCUGCUGCUGAAGCACGGCGCCGACGUGAACGCCAAGGACAUGUUGAAGAUGAGCGCGCUGCACUGGGCCGUGGAGCACAGCCACAGAGACGUGCUGGAGCUGCUGCUGCGCUUCGGAGCUGAUGUUCACGCGCAGAGCAAGUUCUGCAAAAACGCACUGGACAUCGCGCUGGACAACAGCAGCCACGAGCUGGCCGAGAUCCUGCAGGUGGCGAUGCAGAACCAGAUCAACACAAACCCAGAGAGUCCGGACACACUGACCAUCCACACGGCCGCGCCGCGGUUCAUCAUCGGCCCGGGAGGAGUGGUGAACCUCGCCGGACUCGUGUCGCCCGCCAGCAGCAGCAAACCCACAGUGGUGGCCGCAGAGGAGCUGAUCACCGCAGACUCCGUCGACGGGGCCAUACAGCAGGUCAUGAGCUCUGGAGGUCAGCAGGUCAUCACCAUAGUAACAGACGGCAUUCAGCUGGGCAACCUGCAGACGGGCACAGGCAUCAGCCAGCCCAUAAUAGUCACCAUGCCUGACGGGCAGCAGGUGCUUACGGUGUCGGACACAGAGGUGGCAGAGGAGACGGUGAUCAGCGAGGAGCCGUGUGUUAAGCGCCAGCGUCUGAAGGAGGAAGACGACGAUCUGAUGACAGAAACACAAGACGCUCAGAUCCAGCAGACGCUCUCGCUGGAGGACUUCCAGGAGAAGGUGGCUCUUCUGAAGCAGCUGGAGGAGGCGAACCGCGAGGCACAGAAAUACAGACAGCAGUUCCUGAAGAAGGAGCAGGAGGCGGAGGCGUACAGACAGAAGCUGGAGGCCAUCACACGGCAGAGCGUGAAGAAAGCAGCGUGAAAACACGCCGUCAGCUUCUGUGACUGGAUCCUUAUCAUUCAUUUCCUUCAGUUCUCCUCAUAAAGCGCCUCAGCUGUGGUGCUCAUGUGGCCGACACGGGUUCGAUUCUGACCCACAUCCCAGCACCCUUCACCAGCCUUUGAAUAAAGAGACAAAAGCCCCUCAAAACCUGAACGAGGAUGGUUAAUUGCGCAGUAAUGUCAGAUUUCUUGAUGUACAGUAAAAAAUCAAAAGUUGAGGCAACCAGCUUCAGGAGAGUUUUGAGAUUUCUCAACUUGUUGUUUUCAGUUUAUACAACAAAAAGUUGAGAAAACUCAAAAAUCUCCUGAAGCUGGUUGCUGGUUGAUUUUUUACAGUGUGUGUUUGAUCUGCAGGCCAUGUUUGAUCGAAUCCUUCAUCAUCAGACUCUGUAAGACUCGUUUUCCUCACUGAUAAUCAGCAUGUUUAUAGUUUCCUCCUGCUCGCUGUUUGUGAUGCAUUUUCCAGGAUUUCUGUCAUAAAGAUUAUUAUUUUUAAAAGACAGCAGUGAUUUGGUUUCUUUGAGGAGGAUCUGAGCGUCUCUCCAGCACCGAUCUGCUGAUUCACAUCUCAAUUCAAGGUUAUUUGUAUAGCGCUUUUCAUGAUACAAAUCAUUGCAAAGCAGCUUUACAGAAAAUUUAAAAAUGUACAGUAAAACUCAAGCAGUUAGUUAAUGACGUGUAAUCAAACCCACGGUGAACACUGUUAACUGCAAUGAUUAUAUGUUGUGAUUACACUUAUAGCUAAAUUUGGUUGUUUUGUAUAUUGUUUGAGGGUUGGCAUCAUCUGAGGUGUCUGUGUAUUGCAUUGUAUUACAGUAUUGGAAAUAUUCUGAGCUCUUCAAACACACAUAUUUCAGAUACGGGUUGUUUUUGGAUUCAUGCCGUAUCAGUGCUGCUCUGAAUCAAAGCGUGUCUUUGUGUAGUUGGUGUGUUGGCGUCGUUGUCUCCGUCAGCAGCAGCUAUAAGAGCGGAUGGAGAUCUGAAGCGGCUCAAACGCGCUGAUCUUCUCUUCCUCUGACAGACGUGAUGCAGACGCAGGAGUACCUGAUGAGAGGCUGCUGAAGUUCCACAGCGUGCCCAGUCUGUCGCAGGUGUGGGCGCAGUGCGGCAUGCAGCAGCUCCACCAGCCCUUCAGACGAGGAUGGGUCACCAGCAGAGCCAGCUGCUUCAACUGCUUCCCUCUGGAGACCAGCCCGCUGCCCACCAAAUAACACACACACACACACAAACACACACACACAAACACACACACACAAACACACU